AUGUUAGAAAAGCUUGAACCAGUGCGUGUGGCGGCUACUAGCGAGGCGGAGAAUUUGGGACACAGUGUACUACAAUUGGUAUCGUAUGCUGAGCCCCUCGUGUCAGGCGCAAGUGGAGCUGCUUCAAAUUUGACAGAGUCGGCCGCACAGUCAGGGCUGUUGCAGCACGCUAGGACCGUUCUUGAGACGCUGUCAUUACUCGUGCAAGCGGCUAAACAAGCUGGUGGCAACCCUAGAGCGAUUAGUGCCCACGGCGAAGUCGAAGCGCAGUGCCAGCUGGCCCGUGCUGCGCUAAGCGAGCUGACUGGCCAAGUCCGCGAGCUGAGCACGCAGCGAGGCGCGGUUGGUCCCUUGCUGGACUCCGUAGCGAGAGCUGUCGCUAGGCUUACUGAACACAGAAUGUCGCUGAUCGGCAGCUACGAUGAGACAGAAUCCUUCGUCGACUACCAGACAAGGAUGGUUGCUGCUGCUAAGGAAAUUGCUCGACUAGCUUCGGACAUGACGGCAAAGGCGGCAACAGAACCAUCUCGCUUAGUGGAGAUCGGCAACGAAAUGUGUCAAAAGUACGAAAAGCUGGCCGCAGACAGCGUUGGUGCUUCCGCAACUACUCCCAACGCAGACAUUGCUAACAGGAUUCGCGUAUGCGCCGUGGAAGUGGGCGAAGGUGUUUCUGAAGUGGUUCGCGCCGGUGGACACUGCAGACUAGCUGCCAUUGCGCAGAAUCAACGCGCAGUUGCUGAUAACGCGAGACGUCUAAAUGAGAAGGUCGUGUCUCUACUGAGUGCCCUUCAAGCGGGCUCCCGUGGAACCCAGGCGUGCAUUGACGCAGCGGCGACCAUUGCGACAAUUAUUGGCGAUCUGGACACAACUAUCUUGUUUGCUAGCGCUGGUACUCUUCAAUCGGAGAAGGAAGGCGACACAUUCUCAAACCACCGUGAGAAUAUCCUGAAAACGGCCAAGACAUUGGUAGAGGAUACAAAGAGUCUAGUCGGUGGAGCUGGCGGGACACAGGAACAGCUGGCUUCGGCUGCUCAAAGCGCUGUUGGAACCAUCAUGCAACUAUGCGAAGUGGUAAAACAAGGAGCUAUGUCGCUCGGUGGUGGUAGUGCUGAGCCCCAAGUGUUAGUGCUUCACGCCGCUAGGGAUGCAGCCGCUGCCCUUCGGGAUCUUGCUGCUGCUACGGCGGCUGCAAGUGGAAAACACGUACAUCAUCCAGAUAUGGACAGAUUGAAACAUGCAGCUAAGCGUCUGUCAGAUCCGAAGCGAUGGAGCCUCCCUCUCAAAACCAACACCAUCCCCAAAGCUAAAAGACGGUCUAUUAAUAUAAAGGAUUACAACUCGUGUGAUUCUGAAACUGAUAUUUUCCAAUCCGACCAAGAGGAGGAACUUAUCAAACUCCUAGACUAUUCGAGUCAAGAUGACGAUAUAUCACCAAGUAUAUUUCACGAUAGUUGUGAAGAACUUAUUGCAUAUAUCGAACAUCUUAUGCUUCAACCUACACCGAGAGAAAUAAAUGAUGAUGUUAACGCUAGGUAUAAUAAUGCAGCUAGAAAUAGCCUGUUCGAUAUGGACUGGCGCGUGUUGAAAUAUGGAGAGACUAUUUUCUUAGCUGAACUACGAAAAAUGAUAGACCUAUGUGUGGACGUGGGCAAUAAAAUAGAAAAUAAAAGAAAACGGCACGCAAAGGCUUUAGAAGUAGUCACAACUGAUUUGGAUUGUGAAAUGAAAAGAUUAUCGCAAGUAGUUGAAGAUUUAGAUUGGCAAGAUACUGUCAAUGAAAAUUUUACUACAAAAACUACUACAAUAGAAACUACUGUAAUCAAAAGAUCCAAAUUAGAGAAGCCAAAGCUAAAAAGUCCUGUAUUCAAAGUAAAGAAAGUUAAACCUGUUAAUCUAAUAGUUAAUUUAGAUGUUAAAAGUCACGAUAUAACAUCCAUGGAACCAUAUUCACCUGACAAAACUGCAGAAAGCAGUCCAAAGUCACCAGAGAGCAACGGAAUCAGUACUAUCAAUAGAAAACAGUUUUGGAAUAUGUUUAAAAACGAUACCGAUUGGUGGAAAGCAUUAGCGCAAAGAAAUUUAGAAAAAAUGGAAGAGACUAGGCGUGAACUAGAGCGAUUUAGUGGCCACGAACUAGUUUUGGGCGAAAUUCAAACUGAAAUUGACAAAUAUGAGAAGGAAAAACACAUACUUCGUAGUUUCAUAGAAGAAGUGGACUUAUCCAAAACGAUUAAUAAAGAUCUUGAAUACAAUAAAAAGUAUGAAGCUAUAGUUUUGAAAUUAAUAGAUUUCGCCAAAACAGACUUCAAUUUCAAAGGUUUUGAUCCUCUCAUCCUGAAACUGAAAGAACUGUCCAAUAUUGAGAUAGAAGAGAGAAAGAAAAAAAUAAAAAUCGAAGAUAUAUUGAAGAUGUAUUCACAGAUCGAUAUUACAAAAUACACGUAUGAAGAAUUGUGUUUAUUAGAAAAGUAUUAUAAGGAAAUCAUAAAUAAAUAUAAGCUCCAAGAAGUUGAUAAAGAAAAUGUUUUCCCGAUGGCGCGUAACGAUGCAAAAUCGCCAACGUAUAACAAAAAUGUAAUACUCAAUGUACAUUCCAGUCAGAACGUAACACGAAACGUUAACCAGACAAUAUAUAAACACAAUACAAUAGACAGAAAAAGAGAGGAACACUCGCGGAACAACGUAGAAAUGUACGACAUCACACGCACGUACCCGUUAGAAUAUUAUGCGAACAACUGGUGGUCGAUAUACGAGGACGUCGUAAAGAAUAGAGAAAAGCAGUUUGGAAGCAUCGAUAACUGGUGGAACUUUUAUGAGGCAGUGCUAAACAGGAAGGACACUAGCGCGGAAGAUUUGAAGAGAAUUCAGCAGAUAAUGGCCUGUCGAAGCCGAUCGAGACCAAAUAGUCGGAUGGAGGAGCAGCUUAAAAUGCUGGACGAGGUCGAUAACACGCGGUUCCGCGAGAGCGAAGCUGUGUCAACCAGUGGAAACGAAUCGGUGAUGGUUACAAAUGUGACGUCACUACUGAAGACAGUAAAGGCCGUGGAAGACGAACACACUCGUGGUACAAGAGCUUUAGAGUCCACCAUAGAAGCUAUAUCGCAGGAGAUAGAGGUCUUGAUGUCUCCAUCACCGCCGAAAGGCAGUGGAUCGCCCGAGGAACUCGUUCGUUGUACGCGCCUAAUGACAGCCGCAACAGCGCGCGCUGUGGCAGCUGGGGGUGUUGGCGGAGCAGCCGGUCAGGACCAGUUGACGGCGGCAGCAAACCUUGGAAGGAAGACAGUUUUGGAUAUGCUCACUGCUGCCAAGAGCGCCGCCCAUUCGGCUGAAAGUGAAGAACUAAAGAUGCGUACAUUGGAAACGACACGCGUUGCUGCUGAGGCGUACCGCUCGCUGCUCACCGCACUUCUAAAUACGCCUUCGUCGCGACACGCACUGCCCGAGCUGUCGCGUAAUGUGGCACACGCAGUCGCCGAUAUGUUGGCGGCCGCUGAUUUGCUCAAAGGAUCAGAUUGGGUGGAUCCAGCGGACCCCACAGUGAUUGCGGAGCAAGAACUACUCGGUGCAGCUGCUUCCAUCGAUGCUGCUGCGAGGAAACUGGAGAAAUUGCGUCCCAGGAUGCAACAGACACAGGAAACCGACGAAAACCUAAACUUCGACGAGAUGAUAUUGGAAGCGGCUAAGUCCAUUAUUGCUGCUACUUCGGCGUUGGUGAGAGCCGCUUCUGCGGCGCAAAGGGAGCUCAUCGACCAGGGUAAAGUCGCUCGUCGGCCCACGUCAUCUUCCGACGACGGACAAUGGUCCGAAGGUCUAGUGUCAGCAGCGAGGUUGGUUGCAGCUGCUGCGCAUGCGCUGGUCGAGGCUGCUAAUGCACUUGUACAGGGCGCAGCCUCUGAAGAACGUUUGAUUUCGAGCGCAAGGCAGGUCGCCUCUUCCACUGCACAGCUACUCGUCGCAUGCAAGGUGAAAGCUGACCCGACGUCCGAGUCGACCCGUCGUCUGCAAGCCGCCGGGGCUGAAGUCAUACGUUCCACCGACAAUCUGGUUCGCGCUGCUCGCGACGCUAUACAUUGCGAUGACGAGCGAUCUCUCGUUCUCAACAGGCGAAUGGUUGGCGGUAUUGCGCAAGAGAUUGAUGCAAGAUCCGAAGUGCUCCGUAUAGAGAAAGAGCUCGAAGAAGCGCGUGGUCGACUGACCGCCAUCAGACAAGCUAAAUACAAGUUGCGCGGUGACACGUCGGGAGACGACACGGAUACGGAUCACGGUCACGAGCCUCACCACAGAUUCAAAUCGCCAACCAGCAGUUUUGCGAAUACAACGUACAGCCCAAACAGCACGUACACAACUCACAACGCCACACAAAAUAUAACACAAAACACAACCAACCUUUCCACCCACAUAUCUAACCUGUCUCAAUCGAUCGGUUCACCCGGUUUCCCUUCGCCCGGUUACCAACAAAACACAUCCGGCUACCAACGUGCGACCUCACCCGGUUACGCCACCUCGCCCGGCUACCAAUCGAAUGGCUACGCGAAAGAGAGGGAAGACAAGACCGCCCAGAGUCCGUCCUUUUCCAGUUUCCGACCGCAAGACGAAACGCCUAAGCAGAACUACGAAGGUUUCACGACCCGGACGAGCAUGUCAGAGGAAACGGUUGUCGUCAAGUCGUUGCGUCUGCCCGAGGUUCGGACCGCGUAUCUGGUAGACGGGGAGCGCGUUAGCUACCGGCGAGAGAAACCGCCGCCCCCGCCCCGGCGGAUCUCCCUCCUAAAUUACGAGACCCGCCUAUACGACACUCCGCAUCCUGUACACGAAUAUUACUCGAAAACAGACGAACAGAGGCAAUUCGAAAGCAAUCAGUACUUUAAGGAGGAGAAGUACGGAUACGACGCUCCCAAAGUCCCAAAGUCACCGAUGAGCCCCAAAUUCAACGCCCGCGAUCUUAAGUUCGAUGACAAACCAGAACCCAUUUACUCCUCUCUCAGAAAAUCUAAAUCGCCACUAGAUGGCGUUGGCCAAACCUUUAGCGAACACCACAAAUCUACAGAAGCUAUCCCCGGUGGGACUAAACAUUCAGAGUACUCGGUAAAGAGUGAAUCCUAUCAGAGCUACCCUAAAACGGAGUAUAUGAAAACGGAAACUAGACAAGAAGUCAAAUCGCCUUUCGCAACGUCGACGCCUUCCAAAUUCGAUAAAGAAUUCUCAGAUUUCAAACCUAUGGACGUGGUCAAGGCUCCGACGCCAGAUUUUGAGAGAAUUUCGUCUCCGUACGGUAAGGAGGUUCACAGCUACGGUGGUCCGAAUUUCCUCGAGGAAACGACCACCGAAGUUAAAGAAAUACCCAAUGGCACCCAAAAAAUAACUACCACCAAAAUAUACAGCUCUUCCCCUGUCAAUUUGACCAGCACAAACACAAAAUACGAACCCGUGAAACUGGAAGGAAUCGACGAAUUGUCGAAAAUCGAUACCGAUUCGCGUUACAGCACUCUGGAUUCACGCUUCAACACGUUGGAGUCGAAAUUAAGUUCCGACACCAGUCGUUCGUUCAUGCGACCCUCCGAAUUCCAAUCAGAAUUUCAUACCAGCGUCAAAACUAAAAAGCCAUCGGACCUUGUGAAAGAAAUCGAUAGUAUGGACAAGAAAUUCUCGAAGCAAACGAUAACAUCGGAGACGAUAGAAAGGAAGUCCGUGAUGACCAGCUCCCACAAAUCGGAGACCAGCUCGACCGUCACCAAGAAAUUCGGCAACUUCUAA
Messenger RNA from Leptosia nina, 5754 nucleotides. The record is from the annotation of a GenBank genome assembly. Lineage: Eukaryota; Metazoa; Arthropoda; Insecta; Lepidoptera; Pieridae.